Rubroshorea leprosula is the source of this 1554-nucleotide messenger RNA. Lineage: Eukaryota; Viridiplantae; Streptophyta; Magnoliopsida; Malvales; Dipterocarpaceae. The record is from the annotation of a GenBank genome assembly.
AACAACAACAAAGAUUAAUUAGCAAGGAAAGAGGAGAGAAGAGGGAUUCAUCAUAAAUUCAUGAUUAAAACAGAUUCAGUGAAACCACCCCAAACCCAUCAGCUUUCCAUUUCACCCCCAUUACCCAAUCAAGUAUUCCAAUUUCUUUUCUUCAUCUCCUCUCCCUUAUCCCCAUUCUAUAUCCUUGUAAUCUAUCUCUCCUCCUUUAAAAGCUUUUGCCUUUUUUUUUUUCUUCAGAAAGGGUAAACAACAAGAUUGGAAGAUAACCCAGUUUUCUGCCUUCUUGGUUUUCUUUGUAUUCUUGUGGGUGUACCUCAUCUUCUGCUAUUGGUUGCUCAUGGUUUUCCUUGCUCUUUGAACGUCAGCUUAAAGAGAGAUACUCUUAAGGGAAUCGGGUGCCUUCUUAGCUUUCUUAUUGUCUCUUUUGGAAAUCCUCAUCCCAUUCCAAGUACCAUUUUCAAGGCUGAUUAAUUGACCUCCACCAUAGUUGGAUCGUUCGGGAUGAUGUUUCAUUAUUCAAAAAUUGCAGUCUUCUGAAUCCUCUUCUGCUAUAGAGAGCAUUUGGGUUUUCAUUUCCGGUUUCCAACAGCUGUUACACAUGCAUACCUGAGGCUGUGUUUUCCCAAUUUUGUGAUAUUGAAAGAUCAUUAGGUUUUCUGUAAGGAUAAAAGAUCAAUUAAUGGUGAAUUGAUAGUUUGAAGGAAGAUCAGUUCUUUGUGCUGCAUUCUGCCCAUUAAUUCUUGAAUAAUUCUAGUUGCAUUGGUGCUGUAAGAAGUUGCAUCAAGUUCACCCCCAUUUCAGUUCUGGGUUGAUCCUCAUUCCCUAUUUCGAGAUAAAGCAGCCCUCUUGGACAGGAAAUCAGUUUGCAGAGAAUUCAACGUCCAUUGCUUCAGUUGCUGUCAGAUUUCAGAAUCUGAAUUGUGUUGCUGAGAGAGGUCGAACUCAUUCCAGGGUUGUGUGAUUUAGCCUAACAAGGGAAUCUUAAAUGAGUGUUGCAAAAUCAGAGCAGAAACCAAAAUUUUCAAAUAGCAUAAUCAAUCUGCAAGAUCGAUACUCAGGUCACGCAGGCAACAUUAUGGAUGUGAGAGCAAGAAAAAUCCCUCCUAGUGUCAUUGGGCAAAGGAAGGUAGAAUAUCACAGAUCUCUCUCCCAAGGAGGAGCAAGAAGGUUGAUACCUGCAAAGGCAAGCUAUUUCAGCUUGGAGUCAUUGCUUCUUCUCACAUGUCUAACAGCAUCCUUGCUGAUCCUUCCACUGAUACUUCCACCAUUGCCGCCUCCACCACUCAUGCUGCUACUGCUCCCCAUAGCCAUUUUCGUGGUGCUUAUGUUAUUGGCCUUCAUGCCAACCAAUGUAAAGGAUGUAACACAUACAUAUGUGUAAGUGUGGUGUUCUGGAUUGAACCCUUUUGUCGUAACACAAUUUUUGCAAUUCCUAUUAUGUUUAAAAAUGAAAAGAAUACUACAUUUAUUCUGUGAUUACAUUUAUUCUAUGAUUCUUCGCUCUUCCAUCAUCCAAAAAGUUUAGUGCAUCUCAAAUUAAGAAGUGCGAAUUAG